This is a messenger RNA of Limanda limanda (common dab), 501 nucleotides long. RefSeq names its product phospholipase A and acyltransferase 4-like. Gene Ontology annotation, biological process: N-acylphosphatidylethanolamine metabolic process. The transcript has 4 exons. The record is from RefSeq and is a predicted model, not a curated record. Gene Ontology annotation, cellular component: cytoplasm. Gene Ontology annotation, molecular function: glycerophospholipid phospholipase A1 activity; A2-type glycerophospholipase activity. The coding region runs from base 1 to 501 and encodes 166 amino acids. NCBI's taxonomy places the organism in Eukaryota, Metazoa, Chordata, Actinopteri, Pleuronectiformes, Pleuronectidae.
AUGGCACAAAUGUUUAAUGGAAAACCAGGAGACCUGAUCGAGAUCUUCCGUGGGGCAUUUCAGCACUGGGCCAUCUACAUCGGAGAAUAUGAAGUGAUCCAUUUAGUUCCAGAGGGCGGUCAGUCAUCAGGCUUGUUUGAGCUACUGAGCAGCAGAGCACAGGUGAAGCGUGAGAAGCUCAGCGAUGUGGUCGGCCAUGACCGUUUCAAAGUCAAUAAUCUGCUGGAUGAAGAGUACAAGGCUCGUGAUCCUUCCAUCAUAGUGAAGGAGGCCUGUGCGAUGGUUGGCUGCGAGCUAUCGUACUACAGCGUUGUCUCUUACAACUGUGAGCACUUUGCUAUCGAGAUGCGAUACGACAAGGCAGAGUCUCGUCAGGUUCAAACAGCAGGUUGGAUCACAGGGGCUGUAGCAAUUGGGCUCUUAGCAGCAGUUCUGUUCAGCAGCCUUUCCGGCAAAGAGGAAGACUACAGGAAGAAAAGAAGACAUCAACACUGGUACUAA